AUGCUCUUCCGCUUGCUCCUGGUCGCCCUCACAGCCGCCUCCCCCAUUCACCACCUCCCAACCAACACCACACAAACCACCACCUCCACCCUCCGCCUCCUCCUCACAAUCACCACCCUCGAAGCAUUCCUCUACGCCCAAGGCUGCACUGAACUCGACCCCUUCGCCUUCGCCUCCGCGGGUUACGACAGCACCGUCUACGAAAACAUCUGCGGGAUCGCUCUCGAGAAGGCCGCAAUCGUGAUGGACUUCGAGGGAUUGCUUAAGGCGCUUGGACAGCCUUCGGGAGGUGUGGAGUGUGAGUAUAGGUUUGGGCAUGGGAGUGUGCAAGGUUUGGUUGAAACGGCGAGGGAGGUGGGUGCGGUGGGCGUUGGGGCGUUUUUGGGGGGUGUGCAGGCCACGCAAAGCGUUCCUCUCCUCCAAACAUGGAUCGCCAGUCUCGCUACGACUGAGGCUCGCCAUGAUGCCUUCCUUCGUGCGGAGACUGGUGCUCUCCCAGCGCCUUCCAUUCACGAUGUCUCUCUGCCCCCGACGUGGGCGUAUAACCUCAUCCAGAAAUGGAUCCACGCAUGCCCCAAACCUCUACCAUAUCCAAUCUUCCCUCAAUUGAACUCCACAACCUCCUGGCAGCCCGGUCAUAACCAAACCGACGACGCAAUCGAUACAAACCUCACAAUCAGUCUCUCCUGGCGACCGAGCGAGUUCGCCGUCGAGGUAUCGCCACGGCAACCACUAUACCUCGCGGUGGUCGACAACCUCCCCGGCGCCAAGCCCAUGAUCCUGGACGUGCAGAGGAAGACAAUGAAUGGCACCGUCCACGCAGGAGACGCGGUCAUUCCAGGGCAGUUUGCGGGAGGCGUUGCGUUCGCGGCGUUGACGACGUUCGUGGAGCUGAACAGUGUGGACGAUCUGGUGCAGUAUGGAACGCUCGCCGGGCCGGUCGAGUUUGUGUGGUCGUAG
Messenger RNA from Zasmidium cellare ATCC 36951, 960 nucleotides. RefSeq lists its product as uncharacterized. Lineage: Eukaryota; Fungi; Ascomycota; Dothideomycetes; Mycosphaerellales; Mycosphaerellaceae. The transcript has 2 exons. Bases 1 to 960 code for a protein of 319 amino acids. The record is from RefSeq and is a predicted model, not a curated record.